UCACGGGAGCAGCAUGGAGCGAGCGGAGAAAUGUCACAGCGCGCUGCCAACAGGGGGAACAGUCAGACAGACAUAUGUGAGCGGACAGUCAGCUGUGUUCCUCAACAUGAAGUCUGCCUCGCUCAUAUGUUAGCAUCCGCUGACAUUCCCAGCUUUUACACGCGUGGAGCUUCGUGGUGACUUGGACACGCGUCUGCUGGGAGCAUUUCUGGUUUUCUUCUUUUAAACUAAUAGACUUAGAGAGAAGAAGAAGAAAAAAAAAACAACAAUGACGAGGCGUAAAAGGCUCGACCUACCGAAUUGUUCCGCCUAAACCCAGCCAGGACCAAACAGCUGUCUCUUUCUCCCCCUCCUCUCGCCCCAACCUCACGGCUUCUUCGGGGGGAAAGCUCGGCGAAAACACAUAGAAAGGAGUCAGGGGGGCGACAUGGAUUGUCCGACCGAGAACCCUACCAGGGCUGCGGAAUAUCUGAAGGAGCUUAACAAGAUCAUCGAGACCCAACAGGGGCUGCUGGAAAGGCAGAGAGGGAGGAUAGAGGAGCUGGAGCAGCAAGUGUCCGACUUGUGCGCGGAAAACGCCUGCCUGAAGGAGCAGUACCAGCGGCACCUGGCAACCUGCAGGCUGCUGCAGGGCACCAGCAGCCUGGUCACACUGGGAGCCAUCAAGGAACAUGUCACUCACGACAAAUUGGAGUUUGACCCCACCAGAAUGGUCAGGAGGCAUGCAUCACUGCCGGUUGAAGCCACAGAAAAUCCCGGGAGGUUAGGAUCCGAAGGUUGCAAGAGGGUCAUCCCCUGCCGCAAGUGGAAGUCUGCGUCCUUUGGUGUGGAAGGAGAUGGACGGCCCAGUGAGAGCGGUCCUUCCUUGGACGGCAGAGCCAACUAUGGCCAGGGUCCCGUAACUCACGGGUCAGCCAUCAGCCCCGAUCGAUUUGACGGCCCGCUUUACAGCCACGGGGUCCAACCCGGGCCGCAGAGGCCCCGUCGACCCAAACUCCAGCACUCGCAAUCCAUCCUCCGCAAGCAGGCCGAGGAGGAGGCCAUCAAGCGGUCUCGUUCUCUCUCUGAGAGCUAUGAGCUCUCUGCUGACCUUCAGGAUAAACAGGUGGAAAUGCUGGAGCGUAAAUAUGGUGGAAGGUUCAUAACUCGGCAUGCAGCUCGCACCAUUCAGACAGCCUUCAGGCAGUAUCAGAUGAACAAGAACUUUGAACGUCUCAGGAGCUCUAUGUCAGAGAACCGUAUGUCCAGACGCAUCGUUCUUUCUAACAUGAGGAUGCAGCUUUCAUUUGAGGGCCCUGAGAAAGUGCACAGCUCAUACUUUGAAGGGAGGCAAGUGUCCAUGACGGAGGACGGCACCCCACUGUCCAUGGUGCAGUCUGAACGUGGGGACGUGGAAGUCCACCAACAGGCAAACAUGACGUCACAUCCGCCACCGCAGGCUGACCUGACCGAUGCCAUCACAGAGCUGGAGGAUGCCUUCUCCAGGCAGGUUAAGUCUCUGGCAGAGUCCAUAGAUGAUGCGCUGAACUGUCGUAGUCUUCAGGGGGACGAGGGGCCUGACCCUGAGACUAUGGGCUGCUCCAAAGUGCAGGGAGAAGUGCCCUAUCAGAUGAAGUCCCACCGUAGGCCAGCUGGUCGGGUGCGAGAUGAAACUGUUGCAUCAUAUAGUGACGUUACUUUGUUCAUCGAUGAGGAUGACAUGUCCCAUCCUGCUGCUCUGAGGUCAGGAGACCAGCCGUCCAGUACAGAAUCAGACUUAAGGCUGCAGUCAGUAAACUCCUCCCAGGAGUACUGGCCUGUUGACUCUAAAGAUGAGGGUCGUGACACAGACACUAGCUGCCGCAGCACUCCUUCUCUAGAGUGCCAAGAACAGCGUCUUAGAGUGGAUCACCUUCCUCUUCUGACUAUAGAACCUCCAAGUGACAGUUCAGCUGAGCUCAGUGAUCGCUCUGACCGCGGCUCUGUCAAACGACCGCCUGUAUACGAACCUCACGGCCACAUCGUGACAUCCUCCCAGGCGAGCCCCAAACACAUAUCCCACGGACCCCCGCCACGAGCGCCCUCCCGCGACGAUGACGCGCCUCUGCGCCAUCGCCACCGGCAGCUAGAAAGCCAUCUGGCAAUCAAUGGCUCAGCAAACCGGCAAAGCAAGUCUGAAUCAGACUUCUCAGAUGGGGACAACGACAGCAUCAAUAGCACAUCGAACUCAAACGACACUAUAAACUGCAGCUCCGAGUCCUCAUCGAGGGACAGCCUCCGAGAGCAGACUCUAAGUAAGCAGACCUACCACAAAGAGACUCGAAACAGCUGGGACUCGCCAAUCUUCAGCAAUGAUGUGAUCCGCAAGAGACACUACCGCAUCGGCCUCAAUCUUUUCAACAAGAAACCCGAGAAGGGCAUCCAGUACUUGACCGAGCGGGGGUUCAUUCCUGACACGCCGGUUGGUGUUGCCCACUUCCUACUUCAAAGGAAGGGGCUCAGCAGGCAGAUGAUUGGAGAAUUUUUGGGUAAUCGACAAAAACAGUUCAACAGAGAUGUCCUGGACUGUGUGGUAGAUGAAAUGGACUUCCAGAGCAUGGAGCUGGAUGAGGCCCUUAGGAAGUUUCAAAACCACAUCCGUGUCCAAGGGGAAGCUCAGAAGGUGGAGCGGCUCAUUGAAGCGUUCAGCCAGCGGUACUGCAUCUGUAACCCCACGGUGGUGCGACAGUUUAGGAACCCUGACACCAUCUUCAUCCUGGCCUUCGCCAUCAUUCUUCUCAACACUGACAUGUACAGCCCAAACGUCAAGCCAGAGAGGAAAAUGAAACUGGAAGACUUCAUCAAGAAUUUAAGAGGUGUGGAUGAUGGGGAGGACAUACCCAGAGAGACUUUGGUCGGCAUCUAUGAGAGGAUUCGCAAGCGAGAGCUUAAGACUAAUGAAGACCAUGUGUCACAGGUGCAGAAGGUGGAGAAACUCAUAGUGGGAAAGAAACCAAUUGGUUCACUCCACCAUGGACUGGGAUGUGUGCUGUCGCUGCCCCAUCGACGUUUGGUGUGUUACUGCCGCCUGUUUGAAGUGCCAGACCCCAACAAGCCUCAGAAGCUGGGCCUGCAUCAGCGGGAGAUCUUCCUGUUCAAUGACCUCCUUGUGGUAACAAAGAUUUUCCAGAAGAAGAAGAAUUCAGUUACAUACAGCUUCCGUCAGUCCUUCUCUCUGUAUGGGAUGCAAGUGAUGCUGUUUGAAAACCAGUAUUACCCAAAUGGAAUCAGACUUACAUCAGCAAUACCAGGUGCAGACAUCAAAGUUCUCAUCAACUUUAACGCACCCAACCCCCAGGACCGUAAGAAGUUCACAGACGACCUGAGAGAGUCAAUUGCAGAGGUCCAGGAAAUGGAGAAAUACAGAAUAGAGUCCGAGCUGGAGAAGCAGAAGGGGGUGGUGAGGCCCAGCAUGUCUCAAAGCUCCGGCCUGAAGAAGGAAGCCGGCAACGGGGGUAUGAACCGCGCCAGUCUGGACGACAGCUAUGCCAUGGGCGAGGGUCUGAAGAGGAGCGCCCUCAGCAGCUCCCUGCGGGACCUCUCUGAAGCAGGCAAGCGAGGGCGUCGCAGCAGUGCAGGAUCACUAGACAGCAAUAUGGAAGGGUCCAUCAUUAGCAGUCCGCACACACGUCGGAGACCUACAACAGCACGUGAGGGCUCCUCCCGCACCCAUCCCUCCAUCCCCAACUCGGCAUCAACGUCCAUACUUGGGUCGCUCUUCGGCAGCAAGCGGGGGAAGCCCUCGUCUCAGAGCCAGCCCCCUCUGCUGCCGCCCGGCCACCCCACCCUCAUAUCGCACAAGCCGCACCCAACCAACCUGCACCACACGGCCCAGGUGGUGCACACGGUGCAGGCCCAGCUACACGGCCCACAUCCCCAGUACUGCCAGGUCCCGCAGAACCCCCCGCCUUACCACCACCACCACCACUACCACCCACCUCCCCACACACAGUACCACCAGCACCCAGCCUACUCCUCACACUCGCACCACCACUCGCAGCACGGCCACUACAGCCAGCACUCUCACCACGCCCAGCACUCUCACCACCACGGCCAGCAGGCGGGCCCAGCACACGGCGGGCACAAACCUAAACACAGUGGCAUCAGCACCGUAGUGUGAUGCUCCUCACGCAGAGACGGGAAGACAAAGGAGGAAACUUUAUGAAGGAAGGACAAUCGCUCACACCAAAGGGACUGACAGCAUAACUCUAUGGCCUGUCCACUGUGUUUCCGCUGCUGUGCUGGGAAGCAGUCACACCCAGACACCGCUUUCACUUCCAGGUCAAACUGAUAUGCAGGAUAGAAAACGGAUUCAAAUCUUCCAAUAGGGGCCUUCACUAGUUUGCCUGAUUUGGGGCUUCUGUGUGUGGAGGGUUUGGGUGGUCUGCACAGGAAGAUGCUCUUUAAUUUCCACAAGCUCCAACCUGCUGCUUUAUCCCUGCAUUUACUGCUCCUACCAUUACAUAAUCAGGAGGAAGGAUGCCCUACGAUGAGAACAUGUUUGACUGUUUUUUCACAAUUUCAGAAUUUCAGCUGUUCAGUCUUUGGUUUUUGCAAAUCCUGCCAUCAUGUGAAUGCUAUUUGUUGUCGCCUCCUCUAGAGCUCAUAUAUAAUACAAAAAAAACGUAGAUAUAAGCAUUUCACACUGUCAGCGGACAGCUAAACAACUCAUAGUAGUUCUAGUGCUGUAUUUACUGUACACGACAGCUAUGCGUUUUGUGUCUUAGCUCUCAUUAAAUAAAUGUGCCAAUUAUUAACGCAUAAUCUAUUUAGUCGAGACUUCAUGUACAGUAUAUUGUGUGUAAAGUAAUUUGUAAGAUUAUACUUACAAUUAUUAUCAGCAAAAAUGGCGUCUAUCAGUAUUAAGCUGACUCCAGUGAUGGGUUGUAGAUCUGAAAAAGGAGCAAACUCCCAUUCUGCCCAGGCCUGGUCCGGUCUACGUAUGAUCUGUUUUAAAGGGUUUUUUUGCCUUUCUGGUGAAUACAAAAAAAACACAAAAAAAAACACCCAAAACAAAGCCCAUAGAUGGCAGCUGCUGUACAUUUGACAUCUAAAAACACAGUUUGAGCAGAGCUGAACUGCUGAAGGAGAUGUUUCCCCUAAAAAAGCGCUCAGAAUGAAGAAUUUAGUGCAAAACUAUAUUUUUAAAAGGUAAAAUUUCUGUUUCUGUUACAAAUAGUCUGAAAUAAAGUCAAUAUGCAGCGGCUGUUUUCUUUGCUUUCGAAAUCAAUUGAGAAAAUAUCCUGAAAUCUUUGUUUUUGCCUUGUUCAGAUUAUUAUUUUCAUUCGCCAACACGACUUUGGUGGAUUUCUUUUUUUUUGUUUUUCUAUUAAAUGUGCAAUAUCUUUGUACUGAUUUUGUACAUCAAGAGCAAGCAAGGUCUCCCCUCCUGUUUGAGCGUUUGUCAUUUUGCGUCAUUAUUUAUUUAUUUUCUCUUUGACCCCAUGUUUGCGUCGUUUUCUCUCUGUAAAUUGUCCGCCUAUCCUCGUGGUCUUAUGAGGGGUACAGACUUGGAGCUCAGUGGAAUGUCUUGUAAGGGUUUUGUUUGUUUUGCAUGUAAUGUUUUUGAUGUGAGGCUAUCCUCUGCACAUUGUAUAACAAAUCAGUGUUACCAUGGUAAGUUUAAGUGCAAUCAUGCAGGCUUGUACUUGAGGGUGAAAGUCUGUCGUCUUGUUGUCCAGGAUGAGAUUCAGGUGAAAAAAAGAAACUUUUUCUUUGUUCUUUUAAAAAGACGUAAAAGUACCUAGACACUUCAGAGUGGAAAGAAGAAUGUGUGUAUAUAUUUUAAUAAAAAGGAAACUGAAAUAUUUCGCUGGACAAGCACAUAUAAAAGGACAGUUCAAUUUUUUUCAGGAAUUGCAGUUAUAACCUACACAAAUGCAAGCUAAACAGAAGAACUGGGUAUAUGUAAAGAUUAUCUUUCUAUAUUCUACAAAUAAGAGUCUAUUCUAGUGUGUAAAUUAGUGACAGUAAGCUGUUUGUCCCAAUAUUCAGGUUAUAAAAUGUAUUUUAAUAUUCAUGAAGAAAUCCACAGAAGUUGGGCUCACACAUUAUCUUAUUUUUGUUUUUCCUUUAGACGACAGACAUAUCACACGCGGGACAUUAAUGAUACGCUGAAUGUGUCUUUUUCUGAUAAUUUCAUAUCUUUGCUAUAAUUCUGAAAUUUUUGGAAAUGGUGUGAAACUGAUGCAACUGUUUAUUUUGGUGUGUUGUCGUGCUUUAAAUGUUUGAGGUUUUUUUGUUUAGAUUUUUUUUUUUUCAAAAGUACCCCAACAAUGCACUGCAUGGAUCUGAUGCAUCAUGCGUCCUAUUCACUGUGAGCUGAUGGGGAAGAGAUCAGCCUAUAACAUGUUGGACUUCUUUUCUUCUUCUUUUUUUUUUUUUUUGGUUUUGAAUAAGUUGGAACUUUACGAUGGUGGCGUGUCCUUGUCGUUCCAUGUUUUUUGCCUGGUAGUCAUUGAAGCUCAGCAUGCAUUUCAUCAACAAAGCCAUUUUGUAAAUUACAAACAUGGAAGAAAAAGAAGAAAAAAAGAAAACAUUGCACUUCCUCGCUGAGGGCUUACAUUGUGUAAAUAGAGGAAUCUGUUGUGCAAGCUGAUGAACUGCUUGAUUAGAAAGUUCAGCUUUCUGAAGACUGUAAAGGGACCAAAACUGGGGUAAAAGGAGAUGUACAUAAUGUCUAUACUUCCAGUGCUCUACUCUGACAUCUGCAGUUGAGAGCAGGAUGUACAUGUCGCCUCCUGAAAGGAUUGGAGCAGUGCUGAUUGAACCGAUCGACUCUCUCUUCCUCCAGCAGUUGUGAACUGAGAUUUGCUGUGGAAAUCAAAACCAGACUGUUAUAGGAAGUGUGCUGCCAUCAAUUACAUGCAGUUUUCCUUUCAUACAUACAAAUACAUACAAACACAUGCACACACACACAAACAAAUGUACACACAACCGGCUGCGAGCUGUUUGAUCUGACGAGUGACAUGUUUUGAAGAAAGGAAACGACAGGAAUGGCCUCAUUUAUAUGUGCAUUCUGUUUGUACAGUGAAUAGUGAGUCAGUAAGACCCCAGUUAUUGUAAAACUUCAACUGUGACAAUGUUGAGAACGCAAAAUAAACAAAUAUAUGACUUAUGGUA
Xiphophorus maculatus (southern platyfish) is the source of this 7140-nucleotide messenger RNA. RefSeq names its product IQ motif and SEC7 domain-containing protein 1. Gene Ontology annotation, molecular function: guanyl-nucleotide exchange factor activity; protein binding. The transcript has 16 exons. The record is from RefSeq and is a predicted model, not a curated record. Gene Ontology annotation, biological process: actin cytoskeleton organization; regulation of ARF protein signal transduction. Lineage: Eukaryota; Metazoa; Chordata; Actinopteri; Cyprinodontiformes; Poeciliidae. The coding region runs from base 428 to 4138 and encodes 1236 amino acids.